AUAUUGACGAAUGGACCUAUAAUUUACAUAAGAAAUUUGGACAAAAUGGAAUAUUUGAAUUUAAUAUGGCUGGUAUUAGAUAUGUAAUGAUUAGUCAUGCAGAAUAUGUGAGUAGAUUUAUGUUACCAGAUAAAGGUGAUCAUACGAAUCAUUUAAUGAGAAUCAAUAAAGAUAAGGGGUUUUUAAAUUUACUUGAUUUUAGUACUAAAGGACUUGCACUUAAUUGUGAUUAUAAUUAUUGGAAAUUUAAUCGUCAAAUUGUUUCUCGAGCCAUGAAUUCAGCAUGUCAUUCUAACAGAACUAUUAAGUUAAUAAAUAAUUUAUUUGAAGAAAUGAUAAGUUAUUGGAUUGAUUUAAAAGAACCUGAUAGUGAUUCAACAAUUAUUGAAGCAUCUACUUGGAUGUUUAAAUUUUCGUUCGAUUUUUUAUUCGGAGUAAUAAAUGGUAGCCCAUCAUUUGCGAUGAAGUCAUAUUAUCAAGGAUUGAAAAAAAUUAAUUCCACAAAAGAGAUAAUGGAAUUUGAGAAAUAUUCUAACUGCGUAAGAAAUUUUGAGAAUGAUAAUUUACUUGUAUUUAUGCCAGAAUUUUUUAAAUAUAUUCCUAUAAUCAGAGAUCGUAUUCAGAGUUUAAUAAAUAAUUGUGACUUUAUAAAAGAAAACUCUAAGGAAAGAAUUAGGAAAAGGAGAAAAGAAAUCGAAAAAAUAGUUAAUAAUAGUAACUUUAAAUCGGGACAAUUAGGAGAUGAUCUAUUAACGUCGAUGAUUAUUGCUAAUACUCCAUACGAAAUUCAUCCUGCAAGUAAUGUUGGUCCUUCAUUGUUAAGACCAAUGACUGAUGAUGAAAUAGUUGGUAUUUUGUUUGAAUUAUUUGUACCUUCGGAUAAU
Messenger RNA from Dentiscutata heterogama, 884 nucleotides. The record is from the annotation of a GenBank genome assembly. NCBI's taxonomy places the organism in Eukaryota, Fungi, Glomeromycota, Glomeromycetes, Diversisporales, Gigasporaceae.